Rotaria sp. Silwood1 is the source of this 720-nucleotide messenger RNA. The record is from the annotation of a GenBank genome assembly. Lineage: Eukaryota; Metazoa; Rotifera; Eurotatoria; Philodinida; Philodinidae.
AUGUCCAUAUUAAUAAGUCAUAAAAACGCACCAAUUCGUUUGUUACUUGAUCAUCAAUCAUUCGAUAAUAAUAAUAUCGACAAAAAUUUAGUAGUAAUUUAUUGUCAAAUCUCAUCAAAUCUGUUUUUUUAUACGACACUACUCAGUGAACUGUCAUCAUCAUCUCAGUUUGCUUCAAUAUUUUAUCAACUUCUCAUUCAAUUGAACAAUAAUUCACGUUCAUUAUUCAAUCGAAAACGUCUCAAAUAUAUUUUUAGUUGUAUUUGUCAUCGUCAAAAUAUUAUUUAUUUACAAGUUCAUAAUAAAAUUAAUCAAUAUGACGAAUGGAUUAAUCGCCGUUGGGCAUCUAUUCAAUUAAGCGUUUUAAUAAAACGUAUUCGUUAUGAAUCAUCAUGGGCAUGGUUAUCAACAUUAGGUGGUGGUCAUUCAUGUCUUGGUGAAGUAUCUGUACAGCACGCCAAAGAAGCUGAAAUGAUAUCAAAAAGUCAAAUAUGUUUAUCAAAUGAAAUCGGUGAUCCAAAUGCAUUAGUCAAAUCUUAUUUAUUUCUUGCACUAAGUUAUUUACAACAAAAACGUUAUGAUGAAGUUCGAAUUAUACUUCGAUUUCAAUAUCAACGUAUUCAACAAAAAGAUAUUACUGAUGAACGUUUACCAAUUAUGUGCAUUGCAUUAUGGAAGAAAAUGAAAUAUGCUAUUAAAAGAGAUAAAAAACUAAAUUGA